Messenger RNA from Halichondria panicea, 2894 nucleotides. RefSeq lists its product as uncharacterized. The record is from RefSeq and is a predicted model, not a curated record. Bases 84 to 2630 code for a protein of 848 amino acids. NCBI's taxonomy places the organism in Eukaryota, Metazoa, Porifera, Demospongiae, Suberitida, Halichondriidae. The transcript is spliced from 2 exons.
AGGAGUCUACUCCUCCUGUACAAUCAACUCCAAGACAAAGCCUACGGGACACACCCAAACCAAGGAGACUGCGUUUACGCAAAAUGCAGAGAACAGAGAUGACUUCGUCAAGUUCGAGUGACACCGAUUUCGAUGACAAGUCCGGGAGUGAGUACAUUCCAACUCCGCUUCGACUCCCACAAAGGCGUCCCAGCCCUGUCAAAGAGGCCAAAACUCUCACUCCCUACUCCGUCCCACACCAUUGCCUUUUUGUCGACACCAGACAACUUGAACACUUUGUUGAACAAUUGAACGACACUAUGGGGUGUAAAACAGCCGGAUGUCAAGGGAAACUUGUUGUUCGUGAUGUAACGACUCGUGGUAUGGGAGGAACAGCUACUGUCGUAUGUAUGUGCACUGGAUGCCGAACCAUGUUGGAAUUUCCGACUUCAUCCAGAAACACCACACUUGCCAAAAAUGACAUCAAGUUGGCAGCACAGGUGGCAUUCCUCGCUGCAGGGUGCACAUACGAAACGUACGCCAAGGUGCUCAAACACGUUUUAGGAAUUAAGGUGGUGAGCCAUUCCGAAUUCAUAAAAACUAUCGGAACUCUACACCCCAUUGUCGAGAAGAUGGUAAACGAACUGUGUGAAGGAGAGAAGAACCGUAUGAAAGAUAUGAACGAUGAUGAGCUGGGGUCGUGGAAACGCGCCGUAACAUGUGCAGAUGGCGUCUGGAUGACUCGGGGGUUCCACAGCCAGAAUGCCACGUACUCCAUACGGAAUUACUUCACUGGUGCACUCCUCUACUACUUACACAUCUGUCAGAAAGGUAGUGACAAAAUCAUUGAUGAAGAGCUGUACAAAGGACCGUCUAAAUCUGCGGAGGGGUACGCGGCACGAGUGCUAGUAAAGAAGGCAAAGGAGGAAGGAAUGAACAUCGAGAUCCACUGGCAGGAUGCAGACUCUUCAUCGAGUAAACCUUUAAAAGAGAUUUUCCCAGGCGCCACAGUGAUGAUCUGCGGAGGACACGCCGGCAGAGCUCACCUCCACCAACUGCAGAUCCUCUCAAAGAGCAAAAUUUUGACAAACUCGUACAAAAAUAAACACAAAGAUGAUUUCCCGGAAGUAAACACUGUGAUUUGUUGUUGCAAAAGACACCAUGUGGGAUGCGGAUGCAUGACGGACGCUUUCUGCCAAAGGGCGCGAAACAACUUCUCUAAAAUUUUCUCGAGCAGUGACUCACCCCAAGAAUUUUCUGAGCGCUUGCUAAACAUGGUACACCACGUGCAGGGUGUUCACAAAUGGGAAGGAGGGCAAUGCCAAUUCCACGCGCUGAGAGUAUGCAGCUGUAAUAAAUGCCCAGACAAGAGCCCGCCUCAGUGCGAAGGUAAAGACUACACAACAAGAGAGGCACUGACUUGCCCUCUCCACUUGCUGGUGUACAAAAUUGAGUGCCACGUUAGGGCCCAAAUGGCCUCCAAGCUAAUCCACCCAAUUUUGAAGCGUGGCCACUCUAACUGGUUGGAAAGCUCGCACAAUGUCAUUAUGCGGUUCAGGAACAAGCACAUACAUCUAGAACGGCUACACUACCACGUCUCCACUAACCUAGGUCUGCUGCAAGCCAACAUGACGCAGGAAGGCAACCAACAAGGCCUAAAAUACCAUUGGAAGACGGACCUCCUCCAGCGAUUGGGUCUUCCUAUAUAUGAUGGUGUGUUGGAAUACCUUGAGAGUCACAACCGUACCAGAAUGAAGGGACUCGCCAGGGUGAAAACAGCAAAAGGCAAGAAGAGGAGGGUGGAGCUGAAAACACUGAGAACACAAAACGCCAAAAAGAGAGUGUUGUGGACCGGGAAACACGGACGGGACACCUACGGCGAGGAGGACAAGAGAGAGGACAUUAAACCGGCCCCCAAAAAGUCCAAGAACACUGCGGCCUCAAAAAAGUCCAAGAGCACUGUUACUGAAAAUGACAACCUGACCGUCGCACCAGCACCCCCACCUGACCUCCCAGACAAGGAUACUGUGCACCCAAUAAAAUCCGAAGAUACUGUGGUCCCAAAAAAGUCCAAGAAGAACAGAGACACGGCGGCCUCAAAAAAGUCCACGAAGAACAAAGACACUGCGGCCUCAAAAAAGUCCAAGAGGACUGUUACUGAAAAUGACAACCUGACCAUCACACCAGCCGUGGACCCAGACAAGAACCUGGUUUGUAACUGCGGAGCCAGUUUCAACAGAGGACACAAAAGGACAUGUCCUUUAAGCUCCAGGACACGCUACACUAGGAAACCAAGUCUAAAGCGUGGCGAUUAUGUGUGCAUACAUCAUAAGAUGAAAGACAUGCACAUGUGCUGCCGCAUAGUCGAUCACACGCCCGGAUCUAUAGCCACCAUGUACAGCUUAUGCUGUAUAGCUGGUGUGCUAGAGGGCAUGCAAUCAGAAACAGAGGUGACUAUAUCCGCACCAACAACUCCCCCAAUUUCUACAAAAAGGUGGCGGAACAAAGGUAGAAUAACGCUUAACAUCAGAUGGGGCCACUUCCUGUUUAGCAGCAUAAUUGUGGUCAAAUGCAAGGCCAGGUAUAAGGAUCAUGUGUUGCACAUAAUGCGCAUAAUACAAUCAUUGUGCAUGCACUAUAGCUACUGCUAGCUCUAUCACAAGCAUAAACAUAUUCAUUUGUCAGCUGCAAAGUCUUCCCUCCCUUCCCACCCUUAUAUAUAGCAUGGUUUGAAAAUGUUGUUAUUUACGCUUAUUUUGUAUAUUUACCAUACUUCUCCGCCUUCGGGCGUGAUCGCUGUCGGGGCAUUGCACCACUCUCUCACACUUAUGGGAGCUUAAGCUUCACUCCCCCAGAUUAUAGUAUAGGUAAUUACUAAGCAUAAUUAUAAUAAAAACUAUAAUGAAUGUGGUGUG